Molecule: messenger RNA, 869 nt
Organism: Neodiprion fabricii
Lineage: Eukaryota; Metazoa; Arthropoda; Insecta; Hymenoptera; Diprionidae
Gene: Gpa2
Product: thyrostimulin alpha-2 subunit
Exons: 3
Coding region: 331-612 (93 amino acids)
Biological process (GO): cell surface receptor signaling pathway
Molecular function (GO): hormone receptor binding
Source: RefSeq, a predicted model, not a curated record
CCGACGAUGACUUUCCUCGAUUGAAUUGACUCGUAGCGGGAGCCCGAGUACCUAACAUAAUAAAAAUGCGUCGCCAGUGCGCAGUUGUGGUCUCUCGGUACAGGUCCGAUCUGUAAAGGAAGAUCAUCUUGGUUUCAUUUUAUUGAUUAAAGAUCUUGGGACGUCACAACGGUAUAUACGGUGCUUACAGACAGCCAUGGGAAGUAGCGAGUACUGCUGGUGCAGAUGGACUAGCGUGAUGGGUAAGACAGGAAGAAGAGUCAUCUAUUUCUUACUGCUCGUUUCUUGCACCGCAAUCAUAGGCCAAGAGGUCGAUUCACAGCCACCGAAAUGUCUGUUAGUUACGAGAUGAAUAUCACUUUGAAAAAUUGCCCCGGCAUGUCGAUGGUCGGUAUAAAUGUUUGCAGGGGAUAUUGCGAGAGUAUCGCCUUCCCUACGAAUCCUGAAAUACGUUCAAAGUAUCCACAAGCAUUGAUAACGUCCAAUGGCGGAUGCUGUAGUAUAAAAGAAUAUGUCAAUUUCACAACCACCGUUCCGUGUGGAUCGGAAACAAAGAAGGUCACCUUGCCUUCGGCGACAUCGUGCUGGUGCCAUGAUUGCAUAAAUAGUUAGUUCAUCAAUCACCGUUGAUAUCAUUUUUAACUGUCUUGAAUUUCAACAAAUUCUUAGCUAAUUGCCUCUAAACUUUUUGUUUUUAUUUUUAAUACCGCUUUCGUUUUGUAAAAAUAAAUGUUAUCAAGCAACGUAGACGACAUUUGAAGAAGUUGUUGGAUAAUAAAAAAAAAAAAAAUUUCGUUGAUGUAGAUAAGUACUUAUUGCCAUCAUACUCAUUAAACACAUUACUGCAGGUUGCGAAAGAUGUAUUUAAA